Athalia rosae (coleseed sawfly) is the source of this 1832-nucleotide messenger RNA. RefSeq names its product dnaJ homolog subfamily C member 1. Bases 178 to 1488 code for a protein of 436 amino acids. NCBI's taxonomy places the organism in Eukaryota, Metazoa, Arthropoda, Insecta, Hymenoptera, Athaliidae. Gene Ontology annotation, cellular component: endomembrane system. The transcript is spliced from 7 exons. The record is from RefSeq and is a predicted model, not a curated record.
CAGCAUCGUACAGCAGACAACGAUGUGGCACCCGCGUUGUUAACCUUAAUCUUAACCAAAGUGCUAAUAAUUUUCGCGUAAAAUAUGUUGCCACAUUCUCAAUAACCCCGGUCCACGGUUAGAUAAUGAUAAAAUAAUCACCUGCACGUGUUAUGUACAUAUUUAAAAAAUACAAAAAUGAGGGUGUCGUUAGUUAUCUUGACUAUAUUGAAAUUUUUGGACAUAUGCACGUUUACGUACGCAUGGGACAACGAGGAAUUAGAAGUUUUCGACGUCGUAGAAGAAGUUAAUCAAAACUUUUACGCGCUUCUGGGUGUUCCUCAGGAUGCAAAUUCUACAGACAUCAGAAAAGCCUUCAGGCGAUUGUCUCUUGUACUACAUCCUGAUAAAAACAGUGCGCCAGAUGCUGAAGAAAAAUUCAGAAAUCUAGUUGCUGUGUACGAUGUCUUGCGGGAUCCUGGUAAACGAGAACGUUAUAACAAUGUUCUCAUCAAUGGUCUACCUAACUGGCGGUCUGCUGUAUAUUACUAUCGACAUGUACGAAAAAUGGGACUCCUGGAAAUGAGUAUAAUCCUAUUUAUUGUCAUUACAAUUGGCCAGUAUAUCGUUGGAUGGGCAGCAUACUUUGAAAAAAGAUAUACCUAUGAACAAGUGUUAGGAAGUAAGCUGCAAAAAAUGCAGAAGAAGAAUAGAAAAGGUAAAAUGGAUGUGCCAGACUUAGCAGAUAUACUAGAAAAAAUUCCCACUCCAAGCAUUUGGAAUACACUGCCAUUCCAAUUACCUCGAUGGACCUUCCUAUCUAUAGUGGGUAUUCCAUCUGGGAUACGAGCUAUUAGAGAAAUUUUAGCAGAGAGGAAACGCAGAAAGAAAGAAGAAGAAGAACUCGCUUUGGCACAAGAAAACGAAGAACCUGAACCAGAGCCAGUGCCUCGUGGUCCAAGACGCCGCCGAGCUGGGUUUACACCACAAGAACGUAGUGGAAAUAAUUAUAGCGAACCAAUUUCAAAUUAUAGAAAAGAAAAUCACCACACAAAUCAUGUGGCCGAAAAGCCUAAACCUACAGGGGGAGGGCUUUGGACUGACGACGAUAUUUCGGAAUUGAUAAAGCUUGUGAAGAAAUUUCCUGGAGGUACAACAGACCGAUGGGAAAAAAUUGCAGAAGCUAUGAAUCGAACUGUAGCCGAAGUUACGCACAUGGCCAAGAAAGUGAAAGACGAGGGUUUAAAGCCAGGUCAAGUUGCCGAAGAAGCUCCUGCAGAAGAACCACCAAAGAAGAUGAAGACUCGAGCUGAAAUAGUAGACACAGUGAGUGAAUGGAGCCAAGAACAACAGAGAGCCCUCGAAGCUGCAUUAAGCAAAUAUCCGAAAGGAAUGUCACAAGAUAGAUGGGAGAAGAUAUCUGCUUCCGUGGAAGGCAAAUCUAAGGAAGAGUGCCAAGUACGCUAUCGUCAGUUGGUAGAGCUCAUCAAGAAGAAACAACAGCAGUAAUUAAACAUGUGAAGUGUAUUGGACAUUGUUUUGUUAUUAAUACCUCUCGGGAAAGUAUUUAUUGAAAUAAAGCCCACAGUCUAUUGAGUAAUGAAUCUAAUACCGUGAGACGUAAGACUUGUAUCCUUGAAUCUAUUUAAUCUAUUUUUAUUGACGACUUGGAACAAUGAGGUUGGUGAAUAGUACGACAAUUAAAUUCAUUCACGCUCAACCAGACAGGCACAAAUCUAUUUUUGUAUACUUGCUUUGAUAAUUGUUCCCUGAUAAAGAAAAUGUAGAUAUUGUCUCAAUCUCAGCGCACGGAAUUCGAUUGUUACUUGGUUUACUGUGGAACUUUCAAAGAA